CCCCGCGCAUCGAACCUCCUCGCUGUGUCCAUCGCGACCCCCCCGACCUGAUGCCAUGACGCCAUGACGCCAUGCUGGCGGACUACAGUCGGGAGCGGUCCUUCACCAUAGGUGGCACCACCAUCAACCCGAGCACUUGGAGACGAUGGCACUUGCGCAUUGGCGGCUGUUGCAGGUGGUUCUGCGGCUCUCCGGUCUGGCCCGGGGGGCCAGAGACCGUGGAGCUGCGGCGGCGCUACGCGGAGAUCGAGGCCACUUACGAAGGCAUCAUCACCCUGGAGGCCAAUGGCCGAGGCAUCGAUGACUACUUCACGAAGAGCCAUGUGCUUGGCGAGGGAGGCUUUGGCACUGUUUGGCAGGCCACUCCCACGAAGCGUGCGGUGAAGGCGCUGCCUGCCUUGCGGAUGGGUCAAGGCUAUGCCUUGAAACGCGUGCGGCUGCCACUGCGGGACGCGGAGAUCGAGAUGAUCUCCAAGAGCCUUUUGGGCGUCAGCACAGGGCGCAUGCUCCAGUUCUUGAAGGUGAUCGCUAGCCCCGAGGCCACGGAGGAGCAUGUGACGCGGAACCUGCUGCGGAUCUUGGAGAUCCCACACACAAUGCAUAUCGCGAUGGAGCUACUGGAGGGGCCGACCUUGCGGGAUUGGCUCGUGCAGCUGGAAAACAAGCCACUGCCUGAGACUCUGGCGAGCGAGCUGGCAAAGCAGAUGCUGAAGGCGGUGCACUUCUUGCACCGGAGCGCUGGGGCGCUGCACCGGGACGUGAAGCCCCAGAACUUCGGCUUCGCACGGCCGGUGGUGCAGGAUCAACCGCCAACGCUUCAGCUGUUUGAUAUGGGCAUGGUCCAUGUCCUUCCGGAGCCGGUCGUGGAGGCUUCAGCGCGAGAACUGUAUGCCUUGGGGAUGGGCGGAACGAUGCAUUGGAUCCCACCGGAGACUUGGGCCGGGCGCAGCGGCGCCUGCUCCGACCUCUGGGGCGUCGGUCUGGUGGUGCACGUGCUGCUGCUGCGGCAGCUGCCCUUUGGACUGCAGCAUUGUGAGGGCCGGGUGGCUGUCUGGGACGCCAUCCGCACUGGCGCCGUGGCUUCCUCGAACGCCAAUGUGUCGAAGGAGGCCAUGUACAUCCUUGGGCAGCUCUUGGAGAAGGAGCCGCUGCUCCGCGCCACCUCCAGCGAAGCGCUGCAGUGUGAGUGGCUCAACCGCAGCCGGGCGAGCUCCGACCUGCGGACGCCCACGCCCGGUGCCCGGAAGACGGUGGCCAAGGCGGUGCAGCAGCGCAAGGUGCAGCUGCCGGUGGAGACCGAACGCUGGGAGGAGCGAUCCUUUUGGCAGUCGCUGAUGCUUCAGACGUCUCAAUGGUCCAAGCCUGACUGAGAGGCCACUACCUGGGAGGAUGUUUGUUUGAAUGGAAUCGUUCUUUACGACCCGCGCUUUCCGUGCGGAAGCGCCCCCCAAACGGAAGCGCGCAUGCUGAUCUCUGAGUGGUGGACUGGAUGAAUCGUGAGCGCCGCGGUGGUACGGGCGGUGGUCUGCGCGGUGGUCGAGAAAAAGGCAGGGCGGCUGAGUACUGAUGAAAGACGAUGAGACCUUGAAACACCACCGUUUUUUUCGAUGGCAGAUGAAGACCUGGUGAGUGGGCCUUGAGAAAAGGCCCCGAAGGGACCAGCCUCGAUCGCUUCAGCGUGAUACGUUUGGAAGGGGCAACCUGCCUUUCACCUCUCCCAGUCGAUCACGAGCGC
Molecule: messenger RNA, 1735 nt
Organism: Durusdinium trenchii
Lineage: Eukaryota; Dinophyceae; Suessiales; Symbiodiniaceae
Source: the annotation of a GenBank genome assembly